Cornus florida is the source of this 1056-nucleotide messenger RNA. Its product is annotated as CRIB domain-containing protein RIC4-like. The transcript is spliced from 3 exons. NCBI's taxonomy places the organism in Eukaryota, Viridiplantae, Streptophyta, Magnoliopsida, Cornales, Cornaceae. The coding region runs from base 120 to 797 and encodes 225 amino acids. The record is from RefSeq and is a predicted model, not a curated record.
UCAGCAAAAAAAUAAAAAAUGGAUUGAAUUGCACAGUUUAACCUAACUAACAACUCCAACCCACUCCAUCAUAAUACUCUCUCUCUCUCUCUCUCUCUCUCUCUCUCUACCAAACUUGGAUGCAUCUUUACAUUUCCACACGUAAAAUUAUUCUAACUUGCCAACAAAGCCAACACAGUUUUCGAUAUAAUAAACCAUUUUCACUUCCAUGCAAGCCUCAAACACUUGACAUUAACAUAUCCAAUAUUUUCUGCCUUUUGGUCUAUGAAAAGAUGAGAAAUCGCAUGGAGAGAUUGGUAGUUCUUCCAGCUUUUUCUAUUGGCUGUGUUUCGCAUGCAAGUGUUGCUGUAGUUGACACAAACCAAUCCAAGAAGUCGAAAUCGGAAUCAAGCACAACUGUAACAAGAAGACAAGAAGGAGAUGAGAGCUCGUCUGGCGUGAAUAUGAAGAACUCUAGGGGUAAUUUCCUGGCUCUUCCAAAGCCUAACAUCUCCAAUGGGAUACACAGAUUGAUUAGGAGUUUUAGAAAUUUUUCUCAAUUGUUUGUUUACAAAGAAGAGAUGGAAGAGAUGGAGGAGAUGGAAAUGGAGAUCGGACUUCCAACGGAUGUUAAGCACGUGACACACAUAGGUUGGGAUGGGAGUACCACCACCAACCCUGUAAAAGGGUGGGAAAAUCUGAAAACUCCAGAAAUACUUUCUUUCCCUACAAUUUCUCUAAUGCAAUUUGAGCUUGCCAUGGCUUCACAAGCUGACCAACCUCAACCUCUGGGCGUCAAUACCUCCAAGUUUACUUGAUAUCAUGGUGGUGAUGAUGAUAAUGCUAAUAAGCAUGUGAUGAUCAAUGUAGUAUACACCUUGUUACUGGUUUGAUGAUGAUGAUGAUGAUGAUGAUCAAUAUUAUUGAUUGUAAUGAUGGUUGUCAUGAUGUGUGGGGAAAAAAAAAAAAAAGAAGAAAAAUUACAGUGAAACAUUUUGGAACAAAGAAGGUUCUAAUUGUAUGUUUUUUGGUACCUUUUUAAAAAUGGUAACCUUUCAUAUUUCUUCUCAUUUCUGA